AUGGACACUGACGUGUUAGAGGAGGAGGCUGAAGGGGAUGCUGACGUGUCAGGGGAGGAAGCUGAGGUGGCUGCGGAGGACGAUGAUGUGUGCGAGGUGUGCGGGGGCCAUGGCGAGUUGCUGAUGUGUGAUGCGUGCCCGGCUGUGUACCAUCUGCACUGCCUGCACCCGCCGCUCUCCUGCGUGCCCGAAGGAGCUUGGUUCUGUCCCAAAUGCGGCCAUGACUGGGCGGCAGUGGAGCGAUUCCUGGGCGUGAGAGAGGUGGCGCAGGGAGGCGAGGGUGGGGGAGGUGCUGGGGAGGGGAGUGAGGGGACAGGAGAGGGGCGCAGUGACAGCAAGAGGAGUGAUGGCGGUAGGGGCGGUGAUGGCAGGGAUAGUGGAGGGCGGGGUGAGAGGAGGCGAGUGGAGGAGUAUUUGAUAAAGUGGAAAGAUAAAUCGCAUAUCCACUGCACCUGGGUGGCAGCUGCAACAGUGGAGGCAGCGGCAAAGAGCUUGCCGGGGCUUAAAGCCCGGAUGAGGAACUACCUGCGGCAGCGGGCAGAGGCGGCAGCACAGAGCGCGCUGUAUGGGGAUGGGGAGGAGGACGUGGAGGAGAGUGGUGUGGUGCCAGUGCUGCGACCUGACUGGCUGGUUGUGGAGCGAAUCGUCAACACCAAGAAGAACCGCAAGGGGCAGCAAGAGUACUUAGUUAAGUGGCGGGAGUUGGGGUACGAGGAGGCCACGUGGGAGACAGAGGAGGAUUUGCGGAGCAAAGGAAGAGGGCCGGCCAGUGGCACUAAGGAAGAGCUUAAGGAGGGGCUGAAGAGUGGGACUAAGGAUGGGGCGACGGAUGGGGCGAAAGAUGGGGCGAAGGAGGGUGAUCAAGGGAAGAAAGGUUCAGGAGGAAAUGGGAAUGGGAGAAAGGGUAUGGAAAAAGGAGGCGAGGAGGAGAGUGGUGCAGCAGUUGUAGAGGGUUUCGAGGAGGCUGUUAAGGAGUAUGAGGAGCUGAUGGCGAGAGGACCCAAGGCAGUGGCAUGGGGGCCGUCCUUCCUGGCUUCCCCUCAACCACCUGCUGCCUUUUCGUUUCCCCCGUCUCUCAUCCGUCGUCUCCCGCCCGCCCCUCUCCCGCCCAUCACAGGCAAGACAGUGCAGGCGAUCUCCUUCCUCGCAUCGCUGCACGAGGAGAGGGCCACCCCUCUCCCCCACAUGGUGGUGGUGCCGCUCUCAACCCUGCGCAACUGGCAGCGCGAAUUUGCCACGUGGGCUCCUCACUUGCGAGUGGUGAUGUAUGUGGGCACAGCGGCAGCAAGAGCACUGAUUCGAGAACAUGAGUUCUUCUUCCCCUCCACCUACACGCCUCCCCCUCCUCCUUCAACCAAGGACAAGCGAGCGCAAGGGAAGCAGGGGAAGGGCGGGAAGAAGGGGAAGGGUAGUGAGAAAGGGAAGGGUGGAGAGAGCAAGAAGCGUGGAGGCAAAGGGAAAGGUGGGAAGGUCGGCAGAGAGGUGCAAGGAGGGCUGCAACGGGCGAAGAGGAAGCAAAAGAGAGGGAGGAUGAUUGUAUCUUCAGAGUCUGAGGAGGAGUCCUCUGGAGAGUCGAACGGGGAGAGUGAUGAUGAGCAGCCGCUGUCCCGGCAGGAGCGCGUGCGGUUUGAUGUGCUGCUGACGUCAUACGAGGCGGUGAACAGUGACUCGCAGCAGCUGCGGCAGGUGCGGUGGGGGUGCCUGGUGGUGGACGAGGGGCACCGCCUCAAGAACAAGGAGAGCAAGCUGUUCGGCACGCUGCAGAGCUACAAUUCCCUGCACCGCCUACUGCUCACGGGGACACCGCUGCAGAACAACCUGGACGAGCUCUUCAUCCUCAUGCACUUCCUGGAUGCCGAUAAGUUUGCGAGUCUGGAGGGUUUUCAGGGCGAGUUCCAGCAGCUGGGGCAGGAGGAGCAGGUGGCCAAGCUGCACCACCUGCUGGCGCCUCAUCUCCUCAGAAGGCUGAAGAAGGACGUGUUGAAGCAGAUGCCGCCCAAGAAGGAGCAGAUUCUGCGCGUGGACUUGGCGCCACUGCAGCGCUCGCUGUACCGUGCCGUGCUCACCCGCAACUACCAGGCGCUCACCAAGGCGUCGGGGCAGCAGGUAUCGCUGACCAACACGAUGAUGCAGCUAAGGAAGGUGUGCUGCCACCCGUUUCUGGUGGAGGGCGUGGAGGAGCAGCAUGGAGGCGGAGGCACGCCCGCAGAAGCCAGUCGGCGCAUGGUGGCAGCAUCGGACAAGCUGGCUUUACUAGAGCGCAUGCUGGAGCGGCUGAAGGCGGGGGGCCACCGCGUGCUGGUGUACUCUCAGUUCAAGCGCAUGCUGGACCUGCUGCAGGAAUGGCUCAUGGGCAAGGGCUGGGGGUGUGAGCGCAUAGACGGCAGCAUCAGCGGAUCAGACCGGCAGCAGCGCAUUGACCGGUUCAAUGCUCCUGGAUCCACACGCUUUGUCUUCCUGCUCUCCACUCGCGCUGGAGGGCUGGGGAUCAACCUUGCCACGGCUGACACUGUGAUUAUAUACGACAGUGACUGGAACCCGCAUGCGGACCUGCAGGCCAUGGCUCGAGCGCACAGGCUGGGGCAGACCCAAACGGUGAUGAUAUACCGGCUGGUCACACGGGCGACAGUGGAGGAGCGCAUGGUGCAGAUGAGCAAGAAGAAGAUGGUACUGGAGCACGUGGUGGUGGGGAAGCUGAAACAAUCCAACCUAAAUCAGGAGGAGCUGGACGACAUUCUGCGAUUCGGAGCGAAGGAGUUGUUUGAAGAGGAUGAGGAGGAGGAGGAGGCUGGAGAAGGCAGUAAGGAUGCUGACAAGGAUGCUGACAAGGAUGCUGACAAGGAUACUGACAAGGACACUGAGAAAGGAGCAGGCGGGGAUGAGAAAGCCAAGGAAACGAAGAAGCAGAAGAAGGAGAGCCGUCGGAUCUACUACGAUGAUGCCGCUAUCGACAGGUUGUUGGAUCGCAGCACAGUGGGAGAGGAGCAGGCGGAGGAUGAGCCCGAUAACGACUACCUCAAGGCCUUCAAGGUUGCUAAUUUCAGUUUCGUAUCAGAAGCUGAUCAGGCAGAAGCCGACGCAGAGAAGGAGAGAGAGCUGGAGCGAGAAAGGCAGCGAGAACAGGAGCUAGCAGAGGAAGGGAAACGCCUUGACGCUGCUGGGAGAGCCGCGUACUGGGAGUCACUGCUGAAAGACCGAUACGAGGCAGAGCAGAUAGAGACGUUUCUGGAGCUGGGUAAGGGGAGGAGAGCGAGACGACAGGUGGAUUACACGGUUGAUGGGGAGGAGGAGGGGGAGAAGGUGGGGGGACGGAAGGGGGAGAGAGGGGGGAAGGGGGAGAGAGGGGACGGGGAGGGGGAUGAGGCUUAUGAUGAGGAUGGGGAGGAGGAUGAUGGGGAGGAUGGGGAGAGUGAUGUGGAGCUUGAGGAGGAGAGUACGGGGAGAGGGAGGAAGAGGAAGAUUAGGUACGGAAAAGCGGCUCCCUCUACCUCUCCUGCUGGUCCAGCCGGUGCUGCUGCUGCAGGAGGGGCGGGAGGGGGAGGGGGGGGUGCGGGGGAUGUGAAAAAGAAAGUGUGGCCAUUAAUGGAGGGGGCAUGGCCGUACGCCAAGGUGCUGGGAUUCACAUCCAAGCAGCGCAUGACCUUUCAACAGCUCAUCAUGCGGUUCGGGAUCGGUGAUUUUAGCUGGAAGGAGUUUGUGCCUCGACUCAAGCCGCGUACCCUGCAGGAGAUUAAAGACUACGGUGCCCUUUAUCUGAAGCACAUCCAGGAAGACCCAACCAGCAAAGACACAUUCUCAGACGGAGUGCCCAAGGAGGGCGUGAAUGCUCAGGAGGUGCUUAUUCGCCUGGCCCUGCUGCACCUCAUUCGCACCAAGGUGGCUGCUGCCGAGAAGACCAGAGAGAGGCUGCGGGAGAGGGCGAGGGCGAGGAGGCUUGCCAAGGGAGAAGGGAAAACGGAUGGGCCUUCAAGGAUGGAGGGCGUGACUCUGGCUGGUGCGGAGGGGGGUGAGAAGGGAGAGGGGGAGCAUGGAGGGGUGGUGGGGGAAGGGAAGGGGGAUGGGCCUUCGGGGAUGGAGGGCGUGGAGGGAGAUGGGGAGAGGGCUGAGAAGCCGGAGGAGGGAAAAUCUGAGCUGGAUACGAAGGGAGGAGGUAAGGGAGAGGGAGGGAAGGGAGAGGGAGGGAAGGGAGAGGAAGGGAGGGGAGAGGGAGAGGGCGAAAAGGGAGGAAGGAGAGAGGGCGAGGUGGAGGUUGAAACGGAGGGUGGGAAGGAGGAGGGUGAAAAGGAGGGUGAAAUGGAGGGUCAAACGAAGGAGGGUCAAAAGAAGGAGAGUGAGCAGGAGGAAGGGGUGGAAGAGGAGGAGGAAGCGGUGGAGCUGGGUUGGGAGGAGUUGCUGCCAGGGCUGCCAGAGCACCUGAGGGGCCACAGCCAGCUGGCGCCGCUGUUCCGCACGCGACACUGGCGGGCCGAGCAUGACCUGCUGCUGCUGAAAGGCAUUACGAAGCACGGGUACGGGCGGUGGAGUGACAUCAUCAACGACGACCAGCUGGGCCUUGCUGACGUGGCACGCGCUGAGCUGUCGCUGCCGCCCGCCCCGCCCCGCAACAUGAUUGGCCUUACCCUCGAGGACAUCCCAGCAGUUCCACCUUGCCCAGUUACCACCUCGCCUGCCCAGCCCACCAAACCUGGUGUUGCGCCCACCAAACCUGGUGUUGCGCCCACCAAACCUGAUGCUGUGACCACCAGUCCUGUUGCUUCGACCACCGGUCCUACUGAUGCACCCUCCAAACCUGAUGCUGUGACAGCCAGCCCUGGGGGAGUGGGUGGUGAUGGGGAGGUUGCAACGGGUGACAUGGCAGGCUCUAGGGAGGAGGGGAGGGCAGAGGGGAAGGCGGCAGCAGCGCAAGAAAGUGAUGAGGGUGAUCGCAUGAUAGCAGGUGUGAAAGCUGAAACAGGUGCUGCUGCUGGUGCUGGUGGUCUUGUUAGUGCUGAAAAAAGUGUGACUAUGAAGGAAGAAGGAAAAGAGGGGGUGAAAGCGGAAUUGGAGGAAGAAGUGAAGGAGGAAACGAAGGAGGGAGCAAGUGAGAAGGAAAAGGAGGAGGAGGAAAAGGAGGAAGCAAAGGUGGAGACAAAGGAGGAAGUGAAUGGGGAUGUGAAGGGGGAUGUGAAGGAGGAUGUGAAGGGGGAUGUGAAGGGGGAUGUGAAGGGAGAUCCCCAAGCUGGAUUAGCAACACCUCAGAACCGAUCUGAAUCUACAUCCAAGGAGCCGCAAGAGGAGGCGGAUUGUGACCCGUAUGUAGCUCUUAUCCGUCGCCUUAAUGCCGAGGCUGAGGCAGCAGCAGCGGUGAGGGGGGAUGCAUCUGCUGAUUCCGAGGCUGAUGCUGUCGCAGCAGAGGCGAAUCCAUCUGCUGAUCCCAAGAUUGACGCUGUAGUGGCUGGGGAGAAUGCAUGUGCUGAUUCAGAGGUUGCGGUUGUAGCAGGAGGGGAGAGCGAGAGCGUUCCUGCAAAUACUGCAGAUGAGGCUGUAGCGACGAAAGGGAACGAGAAUGCAUCUGUCACGUGCUCGCAUGAACCAGCUGUAGCAGCAACUGUAGCAGCAGCACGGAGUGAGACAGCAGAUGUGAGUGAUGCUAUGGCUGCUGCUUCUGCUAAGCUCAAAGCAGGACCUUCUGGAGCAGCAGAGUGUGAGAGGCCAGGCACAUCUGGUCCAGCCGGGGAGCAGGGCCAGAACGAGCCAGCCAAGCAGGGUCAGAAGGAUCGGAGCACGCAGGGCCAGUUGGGCGGUGAUGUGGGUGGAGGAGGCAGCGCUUUGGGGAGCAAACAAGAUUGCGCUCCUAAAGAAAAAGAAGCGCUUGAAGAGGCGCAAGAGAGAAGGCUCCCAAGAGAGAAGGGGCGAGGAGAGGGGGCUGAUGCAGAGCAGCUGAUGGAAACAAAGAGUAAGGCGGAGUACAGAGGAGGAGGGGAUGCAAAGCAGAGGCAGGAGGCUCCUGUGCAGCCGUUGAAGUCACCUGAGAUACCGCCUGGAAUGCCUUCAGUGGCAGAGCAGGGCACUGUGGGUGUGCAAGGGACUGGUGCCCCUCACGUGCACACUGGAGGAAAACACGUGGCAGGCAGCAAAGGGGGUUCUGCUUCAGGGCCUGAUGAAAAUCAAACUGUUGUGGGACACGGUGGUGGGAAGAAGAGUGCUGAUGGGAAGUGGGCUACAGAGGAGAAUGUUGACCAGAGCUGCUCCGGUGAGAAAGGUUUGGCUGGUGCAGGCCAAGAGGCGGCUCAAGCACAGGUUCCUCUGGAUGGGAGGUUCCAAAAGCAGCAGCAGCAUUCAUUGGAGCAGCAGCAGGUGUUACAAGGGGAAAGUUUGCAAGAUGUAACGGGGGGGCAGCAACAGUUGAGUGGAGAUGAGCCGCCAGUGGUGGCUAUAGAUGAUGAGGAGAUAAUUGAUCUGUGCGAUGAUGAGGACGACGACGAGUGA
Messenger RNA from Closterium sp. Yama58-4, 6468 nucleotides. The record is from the annotation of a GenBank genome assembly. NCBI's taxonomy places the organism in Eukaryota, Viridiplantae, Streptophyta, Zygnematophyceae, Desmidiales, Closteriaceae.